AAUUUACAGUCCUGCUUUUCAUCACAGUCACAGUAUUAAUCUCUCAACUAGAAAAAUGGCAGUAAUGCUGAACCAGACAGAGGUGAGGGAAUUCAUCCUUUUGGGCCUCACGGAUCUCCAGGGGUUGCAGCACUUUUUCUUCAUCGCCUUCCUGUUGCUCUACCUGACCAGUCUUCUGGGAAACAGUGCCAUUGUGACCACAGUGAUAUUUGAGUCCUGGCUCCACGCACCGAUGUACUUCUUCCUGGGAAACCUCUCCUGCCUGGACAUCUUCUACUCUACGGUUACUGUUCCCAAGACGCUCGCUGGCUUUCUCUUUGGGCAUCAGCCCAUCUCUUUUGGUGGGUGCUUGGCCCAGCUCCACUUCUUCCACUUCCUGGGCAGUACUGAAGCUGUGCUCCUGGCCAAGGCCUAUGACCGCUAUAUGGCCAUUUGCAGCCCCUUGCGCUACGCCCUGGUCAUGAGCUCACCCACAUGUCUGUUGCUGGCUGUGGCCACCUGGGCGACUGGUUUUUUUCAUGCCACAAUGCACUCAGUCAUGACUUCUCAGCUGAGUUUCUGUGGCCACAGCCACAUCCAGCACUUCUUCUGUGACAUCAAACCACUUUUGAAUUUGGCUUGCAGUAGCACCAGCCUCAACUUGGUCUUCCUCAAUGUUGACACCACAUCCAUUGCUCUAGCCCCUUCCACUCUCAUAGCCCUCUCUUACCUCUAUGUUAUCGUCUUCCUCUUCCUGAAAUUUGAGUCCAAAGGAGGAAGAUGGAAGGCUUUCUCCACCUGUGCUUCCCACUUCAGUGUCGUGGCCCUGCUGUACAUACCAGUUUUCUUCAAUUACACACCUCCCUUCUCAGGAAGCUCCUCCAAAAGGGAAACGCAGGUGUCUCUCAUGCAUAGUGUUGCCACCCCAGCUCUGAACCCUCUAAUCUACACUCUUAGGAACCAGGAAGUGAAAUCUGUCCUGAAAAAGAGUUAGGGAGAAAACUUUUCCCUGGAGGAAAAUGACUAAAAUAAGGACAAAACUCAGAACGCGGUUACUCCACCUCUGAUAUCGUCAGGGAAAAAGGACAAGAGGACACUAUGUUGCAAGAGACUGAAAAAUUACUGGUUAUCUCAUGUAGUUUUAAGCAUUUGGAAGUUAAUUGCACAGAUCUAAAUUAGGAGAGACUUUCAAGGGCUUGAUGUUUCUUCUGUCAUUUCAGAUGUCUUACGGUAUCCCAUCUGGUCUCCAGCUGCCAAUACAGCCAUGUAUGUCUCUUGCAGGUCCUGAGUCACAGCUGAUAGCCCCAUGCAGUUGUUCCGGAUAAUCUAAGGUAUUAAAUGAUGACUUGAUAGCUAU
Molecule: messenger RNA, 1336 nt
Organism: Struthio camelus australis
Lineage: Eukaryota; Metazoa; Chordata; Aves; Struthioniformes; Struthionidae
Source: RefSeq, a predicted model, not a curated record